GGCCAUAGAGAAUGGGUGGCUGAAGUAGACUUUCUUGGGCAGCUUCACCAUCCUAAUCUUGUUAAACUCAUUGGGUACUGCAUCGAAGAUGAUCAUAGGCUGCUUGUGUAUGAAUUCAUGACCCGCGGAAGCCUUGAAAACCAUCUUUUCAGAAGGACCAUACCUCUCCCUUGGUCCAACAGAAUCAAAAUUGCACUUGGUGCAGCUAAAGGCUUAGCAAUUCUCCAUGGAGGCAAUGAACCUGUCAUAUAUAGAGAUUUCAAGACAUCUAACAUUUUGCUUGAUUCGGGAUAUAACGCGAAGCUCUCAGACUUCGGUCUGGCUAAAGCCGGUCCUCAGGGAGACAAAACUCAUGUUUCUACAAGGGUUGUUGGGACAUAUGGAUAUGCUGCUCCAGAAUAUGUAAUGACAGGACACUUGACUUCUAAGAGCGAUGUUUACAGCUUCGGAGUGGUCCUUCUUGAGAUUUUAACAGGCAGGAGAUCGAUGGACAAGAAACGCCCUAGUGGGGAACAAAAUCUUGUUACCUGGGCUCGCCCAUAUUUAGCUGACAAGCGAAAGGUUUACCAACUUGUGGAUCCUCGCUUAGAAUUGAAUUACUCCAUAAAAGGCGUGCAAAAAGUUGCUCAACUAGCUUACAACUGCCUCAACCGGGAUCCAAAAUCGCGCCCGUCAAUGGAUGAAGUUGUGAAGGUUCUCACACCAUUGCAAGAUCUCAAUGACCUCGCCAUAUUAUCGUGUCACGCUCGGUUAUCUCAACCGGGGAGGCGAAAGAAGAAACUGAAUGAAGCUCACCAGCGCAGCCAUAGCCAAUCAAAAAGCAUUCGAGACUCUCCUGUGCAUACUAGUAAGCAACAUUGUAAAUAAAGGCUAAGUCAGUUUUUGCCUUGAAACCUAAUAUUUGGAUGAAAUUUCAAUGGAAAUGGAUUGUGUGGUGCCAAUAGUUCAAGUUUUUGUUAUAAUUUUUUGGGUGUUUGAAAUUAUACAGAGCCAAGGGACAAUGUAAGAGAAUCAUUUUUUUUUCUUU
Messenger RNA from Camellia sinensis, 1027 nucleotides. The record is from RefSeq and is a predicted model, not a curated record. NCBI's taxonomy places the organism in Eukaryota, Viridiplantae, Streptophyta, Magnoliopsida, Ericales, Theaceae.